Messenger RNA from Physcomitrium patens, 1234 nucleotides. RefSeq names its product vacuolar protein-sorting-associated protein 37 homolog 2. Lineage: Eukaryota; Viridiplantae; Streptophyta; Bryopsida; Funariales; Funariaceae. Gene Ontology annotation, cellular component: ESCRT I complex. The record is from RefSeq and is a predicted model, not a curated record. Gene Ontology annotation, biological process: protein targeting to membrane; ubiquitin-dependent protein catabolic process via the multivesicular body sorting pathway; protein targeting to vacuole.
GGCGAGAGCCUCCAGCACUCGCAGUGUCAGCUCUCUUGCUCCAUCGCUUGCUUUGCCUGCUUCGAUCGAUUGAUCACGUCUCUCGCUCUGUUUUUCGUCUGUUCGAUCGGAGUAUUCCACUCGCACCGCCCAACUAUUUUUCACUAUGUUCACCUCCUUCAUGAGGGGUGGACAGCAACAACAACAGCAACAACAACAAGGACAACCGCCCCCUCCAUUACAGAGCUGGUACCCUCCUCCUGUUGUAGGUCCAUCUAACACCGGACUGUCACGCGUGCCACCACCUCCAAAUUUUGGAGCUCCUCCACCUGGGAUAAAUCCUCUUGCCUGGCAACCCAUCUCUGAUGCACGUCCAGCUUCAUCUAUCUAUCCAUCGAGUACUUUGUCUGGAUCCUAUUCGAGAGGUUAUACACGACCAAAUAGUUCGCAGGUCUCGUCUUCGGGGUCAUACUCAUCAAAUUCAGGCGCUUCUAAUUCAAUGGCAAGCUUGGAAGCUAAGAGUCCUGAAGAGCUGACCAGGUUGCUUAACGAUAAAGAUGCAUAUAAUGCGUACCUUCACUCACUUGAUGAUGUGAGGCGGCUGGACACGAUUAAUGCUGAAUUGGAGAAGUCAACUAUAGAUGAAUCAAGAAACAAUUUGAUGAAGGAGUCAGAACUUGCUGAAUUGAGGACUCAGUGUAUGAUCAUUAGGAACACAGAGCUGGCUGUUAGUCGAGAAAGAUUCGAGGAAUUGGAAAAGCGAUAUAAAGAUAUACAAGCCAAUUGUUCGAUACCUGCCCUUCUUCACAAACUUCAAGAUGCUACAAAUGAAGCCGAUGAAGUGUCUGAAAACCUGCAUCGUAAAUUUCUAGCUGGAGAAAUCGAGUUACUCGAGUUUAUUCGCGAGUAUCGUCAGCUGCGUCUUCUCUACCACAGACGGUCCCUGAUCCGCAUGUCGGCUCUGUCUUCCAUGCCCACUCCAGGGUAGUUUCAUUUGUAGCAAAAUUUAAACGUAUUUAUUUAGGUACUAGUUGUACAGUGGAUUUGUUAGUCCCACAUUAGACAAAGGAUGGUGAUCCAAGUCUUUUUUCACAACGAUUGUGAAUCGGGUCCCUAUGGAUUCUUGGUGGCUAUGACGAUACCUGUAUUUGUGACGUGUAAUGUAGGAUGUCAGGAUAAUCUAUCAGUUUCUUCAGGCGUGGAAUUUUCAUGUCGAAAUAAACUUUGCUACAGGCAGAGGUUUAGGGAACCUUGA